Messenger RNA from Solanum tuberosum (potato), 741 nucleotides. RefSeq lists its product as uncharacterized. The transcript has 2 exons. Bases 1 to 741 code for a protein of 246 amino acids. The record is from RefSeq and is a predicted model, not a curated record. Lineage: Eukaryota; Viridiplantae; Streptophyta; Magnoliopsida; Solanales; Solanaceae.
AUGGUAAAUGGUGAGACUACACCACCCUUUAAUGCUGCAAAAGGGCUUAGACAAGGAGAUCCCAUCUCUCCUUACUUAUUUGCUAUAUAUAUGGAGUAUCUGAGUAGAUGCCUUGCUGAAGCAUCAGGACUGCAGGCAAACAUGAAUAAAAGCUCUAUAUAUUUUGGUGGUGCUGCUGUGCAAGAAAAACUGAAUAUACUCCAGCAAAGUGGUUUUGGAUGUGGUGAAUUUCCUUUCAAAUAUCUUGGUGUCCGUCUUUCCACCAAGAAACUGACUAUUAUGCAGUGGUUACCCCUUGUGAAUAAAAUUAUUGCUAGAAUCUCCUCCUGGACUGCUAAAAAGUUAUCAUAUGCAGGAAGAAUGCAACUGGUUCAAUCUGUGCUAUUUGGUAUUCAAGAAUACUGGUCUCAACUCUUCACCAUUCCUGCAAAAGCUCUCAAACUUAUUGAGUCAUACUGUAGAAGUUUCACUUGGUCAGGAUCUAAUACUAUUACUAAGAGAGAAUUGAUAGCAUGGGACAAAGUGUGUUUGCCUAAAUCAGUUGGAGGCAUGAACCUCAUUAACAUCAGGAUGUGGAACCAAGCUGCUAUUGCAAAAACCUGUUGGGAUCUUGCUCACAAAUCUGAUAAACUAUGGAUUAGAUGGAUCCACUCAUUUUACAUAAAAAUUAACAGUUCUUCACUGCAUCGAUUCCAAAGCAAGCCUCAUGGAUGGUCAAGAAGAUCCUUAAUGCUAGGCUGA